Messenger RNA from Penicillium brasilianum, 1041 nucleotides. Lineage: Eukaryota; Fungi; Ascomycota; Eurotiomycetes; Eurotiales; Aspergillaceae. The record is from the annotation of a GenBank genome assembly.
AUGAUUCUGAAUAUUAUACUGAAUGGAUCGAUCGAACCGCCGUUCCACGAAUAUCAUUCUGAUUCCACUGGCCUCUAUCCGGCAAGAUCGCUUCGUAUCUCACCAAGCAAGAACGACUUCUUGGUUCGAUACGUCGACUCGCCUGGUUCUUCAGAACUGCCAGGCGGCCUGAUUUACCAACGCCGGCCAACUCGUGGCCCCUCCCUUAGAAUUGAUACGCAGGACAUUGAUAGGGCGAACUCUUCAUUCGCCCUACUGACGGAUUCGGCUACCCGCUUCCAACUGCCGAAGAUUUCACCCUUGGAUUUUGGACCUCAUGAGAGUGCUUUAACGGAAGAGGAGCUAUCGAACGAGGAAGUAGAAAGUGACAACUGCUCUGAUACUGCCCGUGAUUCCAGUGCACUUAUCUCUGACCUGCUUGGUCAUCUUGAAGAGGAAGCAGCUCUUUCUCCAGGGCCCACUCUUCAGGCUACGCUUACGUCGUCCUCCAACCGCUCUGUCUACUACAGCUUUGGAGAAGAGACAGAAGUUGAUACGGAGACAGACGGCUUGUCCGGAAAAUCCGGUCAUUUUCCUCUGACACCUGAAGACAGUCCGCCACUAGAGGUGAAUGUCCCAGGCUGCACUCUCAGUCAGUCGUACCAGGAGCUCGUGCAAAAGUUUCCACUCGAUACUACUUCCGAGGCUGUGGCCAGUCAAAACGAUAGCCUUGACAGACAGUCAGUGGACAGCUUUACCUUUGACGUCGGUAUCGAGGUGGACCUGCCCAUUACUCCAAAGAGGAAGCAGAGAAAAAACAGUUCCGCUACACCUGUCUUGUCGCCGGCAUUUCUCGGCCCAUUUCCAACUCCUUUCUCCCAUCGACAAUUUAUUGCGUCCUCCCCCUCUGGGUCUUUGCGGUCUCCAAGUGCGUCAUCCGUUUGCGAUCCUACUUCGCCUUCUCCGACAGCUCGACCUAGCCUGAAGAGAAGAGAUAUCACCCGCCCCAGGCUACAUCUUUCUGAUAUCUUCAAGAAUCGGCAGGCUUCAAACAAGCAUUAA